AUGCUAGUAAAUCCCUGCGAGAAUUCGCUAAAUAAUCUUAAGAAAAGCAUAUCUAUGUCACACCUGGAGAGUGCAACCGUUCCUUUAUUAAAUCAAACAUCUGAAAAUUACUAUAAUAAUGGUAGAAGGGAGGCCCCUAAUGCCAUAUACUUAAACAACAUACUAACGGUAAACAACGACACAAAUACGGAAAAAUUUAGCAGAAGCGGUUUUAGUAGCUCAAGUGUUGACGUUCUCAAUUAUGAAAACAAAAAUAAUACCUACAGUGCUAGCAGUAACACUGUUAAACAUAACCUAAAUAAUAACAUAAAUUGUAGUUAUAGUAGUAAUAGUUUUAAUAAUUUUGGUAACAAAGAUGUUAAUAAUAGCAGUAAUGACCGUUUUAAAAGUAUUAUUAGCGGCAGUAAUGCUAACUUAGUCACCUCUACCACAAAUUCUAAUAGAACCGAAAGUAACAACUAUAAGUCUACUAAUAUUAGUUACGACAAAAGCCUAACGGGAAAUGGAAAUAAUAACAGUGACGGCAAAAACAUUAAUAAUAUAAAUAGCGAUACUACUAUCACUACCUCUGAUAAUAUUAAUAACAAUAAUAAUAACACAGCUAAUAAAAACAACACUAAUGGGUAUAAUAAUAAUAACAGUACAGAUUCUAAUAAUAAUAAUAGUAAUAACAAUAGUAAUCUUUUUCCGAGGGUUGAUGUUGUUGGCCUCAGUUCGAAUUUAUUGUUUGAAGACAUCUUAUCUGCAGACGCCUUUGACAAUAAUCUUCAACCAGUUAUAUCUGGUAGUAUAUUGAAUAACGAAACCACAAAUCAUAAUUUUCAGCCAUCUAAACUACUUGCUGAAGUGGAUAAUACCUUGCUUAUUCAUGAAAUGCUUAUAUCUAAUGAAACACAAAAUCUUGGUCAACAGCUUGCAGAGAACUCGUCAAUUUCUACGCAACUUAGCGGGCUGAAAUCGAUGCCUAGUGAACAAUGGUUAGAACUCCCCAAUUUUCAACAAAGUCAUAACCUUCAUAAACAGCUGGGACUUUUACAACAAUUUAAUCUUCAACAGAAUUUAUCUCAGCCCUAUACUGAACCGUCUGCCGCUUUAGCUAACUUAGAGAUUAAAACAGACUUUUAA
Molecule: messenger RNA, 1125 nt
Organism: Zophobas morio
Lineage: Eukaryota; Metazoa; Arthropoda; Insecta; Coleoptera; Tenebrionidae
Exons: 1
Coding region: 1-1125 (374 amino acids)
Source: RefSeq, a predicted model, not a curated record